AUGGCUACAGACGCAGAGAGGAAGCGAAAGCUGGAUCAGGAUCAAUUGGAACGGUCUACUUCAUCGAAACGGCAAAAGUCAUCCGACUCGAAGUCAAAGUCAACCAAGACAGCGAAUGGCCCCAGCAAUGGAAAUAGCAAGAGGUCUGCCAGCCCGAAAGUCGUCGUGACGAGGAUAGAUCCUCGACAUGCCGUCUCCAAUUCAAAGGCUUCGCCGGAACUGGAUCGCAAGGAGCGCAAGGCUGCGAAAACAGCACGAACGAGUGACGCCAAUUCAAUCGCUGGAGCUGCAGACGUCCCGAAUGGCGGAAUACUGGCCAAAGAGCAGCUUGAUAAGGCGAUGAAUGGGGCUUCAAAGAAUGGGCAUGCUACUACAGGCCUCGCUGAGAAUGGGUCGGACAGCACUUCUAAGCAGAAGGUGGACACCCAGCAAGCCGCAUUGCAGGCUCCUACGACUGCCAGGCAGUCGAAGAAGGACAAGAAGAAGCAGAGGAGGCAGUCAGUACAAUCUGCAAAUCCGGACACAGAAAUGGUCGAUGUUGCGAAGAGCAAGUCCAAGAAAUCCGCAAAGAAGAAGGCAAAGGCCGACGGUACGCAUGUCAGUGCACCUGUGUCACUACUUCCGGCGAAAGAGAAGGAACAAAGAGCACUGGAGAAGAAAGAGAGACGACGAGUCGACAGAGAGGUUGUGAGUGGGUUGCGCCCAGACGAAGCCAGGACCGCGCCGAACGAGAACGGGUGGUGGCUGUCGCCUCCUGCUGCCGGUCGCUACCUCAAUCAUGACCCUAUCUUCGUGCGAAGCGAGACAUCGGAAGAGUGCCUCAUUGCUGCUACAGUACGCGAAUUGCAGCUGCUCUCGCUGGACACCUCUUUGGUCAUUCGCACGCACAUAGUUCCUGACGGUCGAAGCAUUCUAUGCUACUCCCUCAGCCCCAGCGACGAAGAAUGUGUCGACAUAGCGUACGAUAACGGUGCCAAGGUACAAUGGAACUGGAUCACCUCCGAAAUUGUCAAAGGAACAUUCCCAGGACAGGAGACAACCAUUGCGAUGACUACCGCCAAGGUGAUCGGAGACCGUGCCGAACUGUUCUACAUCACACAAGCCAAGGGCGAUUACAUUCUUGUCGGGCAAAGGAAAUCGCUGUUCAAGACGAAGCAUCCCAUCAGCAGCGUACAGGUGCUGGACAAUGCCUCCUUUAUCGUCUGUCUCAGCGAGGAUGCCAUCAUCGUGGGUUCUCGAAAGGCCGUGAGGGAGGACUCCAAUUACGUCUUUGUUGAAAUACCUACAACCGUGCCGAGCACAUGCGUAGACGCCCGAGUGAUCACCCAGCCUUCCAAGACUGCCUCCAAGCAGUCGAAUCAGCGAUCGGAGGUAGCAAUAGCGGUGGGCAACGCCGAGGGCCAGAUCCAUCUAUACACUCAGUUCUCGGAGCUCCUCGUCGGGAGCGACAAGGCAAGUUUCCCGGCACCUCGCGUCCUGCACUGGCAUCGCGAGCCAUUGUCUGCUGUGAAGUUCUCCCGCGAUGGCAAUUACCUGAUAUCUGGUGGUAAGGAGACGGUUCUUGUGCUUUGGCAAUUGGAGACUGGUAAGAAGCAAUUCUUGCCGCAUCUCACUGCUGAAGUGGAGCGUAUCGUGGUCAGUCCGAACGGAACCAAAUAUGCGCUUCAGAUGGGCGACAACUCGAUCAUGGUCAUCAGCACCAGUGAGCUGAAGGCUGUGGCGAACUUCGCUGGACUUCAGCUUCCCGCACGAUUGGAGAACAUGGACGCAGACAUUGACCUCCCACGAACUACGGCUUUGCUGCACCCUCAGAAUCCACACCAGCUGCUGCUUACAGUCCCAUCAUCGCAGCCCAAAUCCGCGGAUGAUAUCACGACCAGACCAUUCUUGCAGACUUUCGACACUCGCCAUUCUCGCCACAUCACGCGCCAGGCUCUGACCCGAAACAACGUCACCGACUUCAGCCUCGGCCCUGAGGACACGCCGAUCGAGCCUCCAGAUGUCUCUCACAUCGCGAUCAGUGCUGAUGGUAACUGGCUUGCGACCGUGGACGACUGGUAUCCGCCAGGCACAGACCUUGCGCCCGGAGCUUGCGAUCUGGACCACUAUGACGCUCUGCAGGUGAAAGAACAACAGCUACAGCGACGAGAAGUGCAUCUCAAAUUCUGGCACUGGAACGCUGCGGAUGCCAUCUGGACGUUGAGUACACGGGCCGAUGCGCCGCAUGCACGCUCCGCUUACGCAGAUCUCGGUGCUGGAGCAGGUCGUGUACUCCAGCUGAAGGCGGAUCCUGCCUCGAACACGUUCGCUACGAUGGGCGAGGAUGGCUGCAUGAAGCUCUGGCGUCCGAGAAGCCGUACUCGCCAUGGUGUGCCGCUGAAGGACGAGAAUGGUGAGAUCUUGGUGGAGUGGGUGUGCAAGCGCAGUGUACCUUUGCACAUUCCUACCGAGAUCCCCGGUCGCGCAGACUCUCCAUUAGACGACGACGCGAUGGAUGAAGACGUCAAAGACGUCAAUGCGCUUGCCGAACCAGCCGGCCAGCCCAAUGGAAACGAGGUUGCGAAGUCGCAGCUGCAAGUGACAGCCGAGAGUCUGGCCGUCAUCGCAGUCGACGACAAGGAGAACUCGCCGUCGAUCCUUGCGGCUACCCUCUCCUUUUCACCGGACGGCUCCCUCGUAGCCUGCGGUCAAGUCGCCGGCCCCAACAGCGACACCUCGCAUCCCCUCCUGCACUUCAUCUCCACCUCCACCGGUAGCAUCGUCGCCAGCAAAUCCGGCCUCGUGGCGCCCGACGAAGAACUCAUCGAUACCGGUUUUCUUGACCGCUACUUCAUCACCCUUUCGGUCGGCACGGUCCGAGUCUGGAAUCUCGUGGAUGACAGCCAUCACUACUCCAUCGCCCUGAUGGGCGACGAUGACGAUCAACAAGAUGCUAUGCUGGCGGUCAACGAAGCGGAUGAGACUUUUGCCAUCGUCAGCACUGCGCCAAUGUUCAAGACGGAUGUGCGUGUGCCGCGAGUGGAAGUGUACUCACCGCGCCGACCGCAAAGUCUCUUCAUGGCGGAAUUCUCAGAGACGCCAGUGGCUCUGCUGGCCGCGAAGGGUGUGAAGGGAUACACGGUCUUGUUUGAGGAUGGCACGAUUCGAAAAGUGCACUCGACUGUUACCAGCGUGCGGAGUGGACUGUUGGAGAACUUGGGUCAUGAUGCUGAAGACGAGUCCGUACAGCCACCUGCUGCUGCGACUAUUGCAGAGGGUGCAUUUACACCUCUGCCGACCGCGGCGGAGACUCUGGCGCUCAUUCAGGGCAAGGACGGAGAGGACGCGGAGCUCACAGGCGCGCUGGGAAGUCUGGCGUUCGAGGAAGGCGAGGAUGAUCGUCCUGUCGUUCGACCGGAGCAGUUGGCGAGCAUCUUCGAUGUUGGGCAGAGUUCCGCGAUGCCGCCCGUGGCGGACAUGUUUGCCGCUGUUAUUGGAUUGUAUGGGCGCAAACCAAGGACAAGGAGAGAAGAGGUUGGGGAUGCAAUGGAGCUGGCGUAG
Molecule: messenger RNA, 3540 nt
Organism: Zymoseptoria tritici IPO323
Lineage: Eukaryota; Fungi; Ascomycota; Dothideomycetes; Mycosphaerellales; Mycosphaerellaceae
Exons: 1
Coding region: 1-3540 (1179 amino acids)
Biological process (GO): positive regulation of rRNA processing; positive regulation of transcription by RNA polymerase I
Cellular component (GO): nucleolus
Molecular function (GO): RNA binding; protein binding
Source: RefSeq, a predicted model, not a curated record